AUGCAGCCAAAGAGUGGCCGGCGCGGCGGCAGCAGCAUGCUGCUGCUUGUACUGCUGGCGACCAGCUGCUUAUUAGGCUCUGCGAAGCCUUCGCGCGGACGGCCGCGGACGGUGCGUUCCGUGCUCUUGGCCUCGGACCUGGCGGGGAGGACUGAGCCGGAGGAGUGCAAGCUCAGUGGCCACAAGGAUCUCCAUUUGCUGUCUCCGGCCACCGCCUGUUGUUAUGGCAAGAUUGUGAAGAACACCUCCUGCUGUAUGGAUCAACAGAUUGCCCCUGGCGUCACGCGGAAGACUCUUCAGAGGAAGGGCAUGCACUGGAAUUGCACCGAGGAGAACUGCUGGGACACCGUGCAGGGCCCACGUGGCAGAGACAGCUUUUGGCUCCCCGAAGGCGCCACCUGUUCCACGCCCAGGACCUUGUACACCCACGGCGGCAGUUGGAUGUAUGGCUCUCCGGACACCGACUCCUAUGCCCAGCUGGGCUCGCGCCUGGCCAAGGUCACAGGCACGGUUGUGAUGCUCACGGAUUAUCCCUUGGUCCCCGCAGGCAACUAUAGCAGCAUUCUGCAAUGGGCCAUUGACGCGUUGCAAUGGCUCAGCUUGAACGGCCCCUUCGAGGGCUGUGACGAGGAGCACGGUGCCAAGCGCGUGCCACUCUUUGUGGGUGGUGACAGCUCGGGCGGUGGCACGACGAUGUCACUGGUGUUGACCUUGGCGAAGAGGCCUCAGUUGCUGGGCCAAAAGCUGGCUGGUGCCUUCUUCUUCAGUCCGUGGACCAACUUGAUGUGCAACACCCCGGAGUACUACUCGAAUGCUUUUUCAAAGAUCCAGGGCUCUGGGAAGUUCCAGGAUGAUUCCAAGCUGACAAUGUACACAGGGGACAUCCUUUUCCAGGAGGUGACGCCGGAAAACGCGGAUGCCUUCAAUGGCAACGCGGUGGACUACCUUGGGGGCGACUUUGAACUGCAGACCGACCCCAUCGCCUCGCCCUUCUUCGCCCAACCCGCCGACUUCGCAGGCUCCCUGCCGCCGCUGUACUUCGCCGUGGGCGCCAGCGAGUCGAUCCUGGGCGACUCGGUGCGCGUGGCGCAGCAUGCGGCGCAGGGCGGCUGCGACGUGAUCUUGGAGGUCUAUCAUGGGAUGUGGCACGUGUUUCCCAUGUACUCAGAAGGCUGUGGGCUGGGCGAGCCUUUAUGGGCAGGAGCGUAUGCCAUCAACCAGACAGGGCUCUUCGUGCGACACAUCCAUGAGCAAGGGCGCUUGCCUUACAAGCUCAAAGUUGAGGGGCCAAAUGGAGGGCCACCUGAGUCGAGCAUCUUAGCAAAGUUCUGGCAGCCGAGCGUCAGCAAAGUGCCCUUCUUUCGCUACUUGUAUGACCCGAACGUGAGGCAUUUCUCCAAGGUGGGCGAGCUACUGCCGAACCGAGAUGCCACCUACAGCUACAAGGACAUCAUGAAGGAUCUGGCGAAGCAGUCGCCUUGGAUUGUGCUACCCUCCCUCACAGGUGCUGCGGUGACGAUCUUCGUGAUGGGCUUCUGCCUCGGCGGCCUCACCGAGUUCGGCGGUGAGCGCACGGUGGCGGUUGGUGCACGGGUUUUGCAGGUGGGCGAGUUGGGUGGAAGUUCAGUGCCGCUGGCCAAUACAGUUUGCACUACAAAGGACUUAUUACAAUUUAUUAAAGCAAUUUACGUACUGUAUAUUCUACUAGCUAUAUAG
Durusdinium trenchii is the source of this 1716-nucleotide messenger RNA. The record is from the annotation of a GenBank genome assembly. NCBI's taxonomy places the organism in Eukaryota, Dinophyceae, Suessiales, Symbiodiniaceae.